Molecule: messenger RNA, 1515 nt
Organism: Cyclopterus lumpus (lumpfish)
Lineage: Eukaryota; Metazoa; Chordata; Actinopteri; Perciformes; Cyclopteridae
Gene: drc5
Product: t-complex-associated-testis-expressed 1
Exons: 5
Coding region: 1-1515 (504 amino acids)
Molecular function (GO): protein binding
Source: RefSeq, a predicted model, not a curated record
AUGUUUAGCGAGGUGAACCGCCUUCGCCGUAAGAUAACUCCAAGGCUGCGUGUUCAAUAUUUCCGAGGUUCAGAAAUAGACAUAGAGCGUUCUGUUACCAAGGAGACAACUGAAGCCCUCACUAGCGCACUGCAGUAUACAAAAAACCCUGCAACAAUGGCCAGGUCCCCCUAUCCUGGAGCACCAGCUGAAGACUUCAGGAGGUCGAGGAGGAUCAUUGCUGAAGAUCAAGACUGGUCCCUGACUCUAGUGCCUUGUUUAUCAGACCUCUGUCUGCAAAGCAUUGUGAGAAACUUUGAGGAAAAGCCCAUAUUUGAAGACCUUCGGCCGAUCCACAAAGACUUUGUGCAGGAGAGACUGUCUACUUACCUGCCUCUGCACAAGACAGCCAACUUGAUCAGCGAUGGUGUCUAUUGGAAGCGCUGCUGCAAGCAGCGGUGGGACAUUUGUGACCUCAAUCAUUAUGGCCACAGCUGGAAACAAAUGUUCCUUGAGAGGCACAUGGAGAACAUUAUUGAGCUUUUUAUCCCAAAUGUAACAGAGCUGAAGACAGUUCUAGAGAUGGUACCUCUUUGUAGGAACUAUGUGAAGAGGCUAAACAUCUCCCAACUCCUGCUACCUAUUAAGGAACCCCAGAAGGAGGAGGAUGAGGAAUAUAGUUCAGAGUUGGCAAUUGACAAUGAGGACAGUGGACAGUCUAUGGACCACUUUGACUUUAACAUCCUGCUCAACAAGCUGACCAAACUGGAAGAGCUCCAUUUAGUGUACAGGGUCAAACAAUGUGGUAUGAACUUUGAAUGGAAGAUGUUUGAGAUGACCGACAGAGAUUGUGAGUCCCUCGCCAAGGCUCUUAUGUCCUGUAAGACUUUGAAGCUUCUGAAGCUCCAUCAAAGCCACAUUGAGGACAAAAAGUGCCGGCUGCUGGUGAAACACCUUUUGGACCACCCGUCCCUGAGGGAGCUCGACUUCUCUCACAACCUGAUCGGAGAUAAAGGAGCCAGAGCCAUUGGCAAGCUGCUCAACAGGAGUAAACUCGAGACACUGAACAUGUGUGACAACGAUAUUAGAGGCCCGGGAGCUAAAGCUAUAGCUCAUGCCUUGUCCAUGAACUCCACUCUUUUGUCACUCAACCUGCGUCUUAACUGUUUGAGAGAUGAGGGAGGGCAGGCUAUUGGUAAGGCCUUGCUGAAGAACAACACCCUGCUUCACCUGCACCUGGGAGGCAAUCAGGUAACAGGGCCGACUGCCAUCGCACUGUAUGAAGUUCUCAUUCAGAAUAACACCCUGAAGAGCAUCAACCUCUCCUGCAACAACCUGGGCGUGGAGGCAGGUAAAGCUCUGGGGGAGGCGAUGGCUCUCAACACCAGCGUGACAGAAUGUGAUAUCCGUCUGACGGAGGUAGACGAGCAGAGCGUUUCCUUCGUUAACGAGAUGGUUUGGAGGAACCAGAGUUUAGAACAAAAGAAACAAGCUGGAAAGGGUGAAACCCAGUUAACAUCAACAACUUCUCUUUGA